Molecule: messenger RNA, 1548 nt
Organism: Rotaria socialis
Lineage: Eukaryota; Metazoa; Rotifera; Eurotatoria; Philodinida; Philodinidae
Source: the annotation of a GenBank genome assembly
AUGGCGUUCCAAAUUUUACUUUAUAUUGUCGUAGUCCUUUUUCUGGUUACAAUUGCUAUAGUCUAUUUAAAACUCAUACGUCCUGAGAAACGUGUUUAUGAUAUACUUCGUGCGCAAGGAAUCAAUGGUGAACCAUUCGUACCAUUAAUUGGUCAGCUUCCUUCCAUUCGUCGAUAUCGAGAAUUCGGUUCGAUCCUGAGUUUUCAGCAAGACUUAGCUCGAAAACAUGGAAAUUUGUUUUUAUAUGCUUUCGGUCCAGUAGUACGUCUCGUUAUUACUGAACCUGAUUUACUUGCUGAUAUGUUUAGUCGCAGAAAUGUACAAAAUUAUAUUAAACCACCUUUAUUCAAUACUGUCUUCAGUCAAAUUAUUGGUGAAAAAAAUUUGCUAGUAGCCGAAGGUAAUGAACAUGAACGAGCACGACGAAUGAUUAAUCCUGCUUUUUAUCAUACCAAUCUUAAAUCCAUGGUGUCAAUCAUUACUGAUCAAACAGCAAGGACCAUCGAUAGACUUAUUCAAAUAUCGACUAUCAAACAAAAAGAUCAAAUAUCAAUUGACCUACAAAAUCAAUUUAAUGCACUUACAUUAUCUAUAAUUGCAUCGAGUGCAUUCGGUUCAGGAUUUGAAACAAUAACUAAUGCUCAAGAGAUUAUUCACACAACGUUCGGUGAGGUACUUGAAGUUAUUCUUCGUCGCUCAUUGCUGAUGAUUAAUCAGAUACCUUUCUUAUCAAAAUUUCCCUUCUGGGGAAAAAAUAUAGUUGAUAAGGGAGUUCGCAUUAUAAGCGACUUUGUCAACCAAAUAAUUGUGCAGAGACGACAAGGAAAAUCGGCUAGUUUAUCUAAUGGACCUGACCUUCUUGAUUUGUUGCUUGCAGCUGUUGAUGAUGAAGGAAAACCAUUUACUGAUCAAGAAAUCAAAGAAGAAGCUCUGACGUUUGUACUUGCUGGCAGUGAAACUACUGGGAAUCUUAUGACAUGGAUAUUAUACGUUUUAAUGACUCACGACGAUGUAUUAGGAGCAUGUCGAGAAGAAGUUGAUAGGAUUUUAUCAAAUGGUAAAUUGCCGACUAAUGAUAAUCUUACUGAUCUAGUUAUAUGUGAAGCAAUCAUCAAUGAAACACUUCGUCUCUAUCCACCGGCACCAGUUUUCACACGUUAUUGCAUACGAGAACAUAUUAUCGGUGACGAGCAUCCCAUACGUAUUCCUGCAGGAGCGACUAUACUAAUAAGUGACUAUCUUCUUCAUCGUCGAAAUGAUCUUUGGCCUCGGGCAGACGAAUUCGAUUACACUCGUUGGAUGCGUGAUCCGAAAACAGGUUUGAAACCAAAAUUAUCACAUCCAUUUUCUUAUCUUCCAUUUGCUGCUGGUCCACGAAACUGUAUCGGACAAAAUUUUGCUUUAUUAGAAGCUAAAAUCAUGUUAGCUAUGUUUGUUCAACGAUGCAAUUUUGAAAUGGUACCUGGGCAGAAAAUAGUGUUAGAUUUAAAAAUUACGAUGGGAUCAAAAUACGGUCUUUGGGCUAAAAUUAGCAACAGAAAAAUAUGA